Brachypodium distachyon (stiff brome) is the source of this 988-nucleotide messenger RNA. RefSeq names its product ubiquitin-conjugating enzyme E2 2. The record is from RefSeq and is a predicted model, not a curated record. NCBI's taxonomy places the organism in Eukaryota, Viridiplantae, Streptophyta, Magnoliopsida, Poales, Poaceae. The transcript is spliced from 6 exons. The coding region runs from base 208 to 666 and encodes 152 amino acids.
GUCGUGCGUCGCUGACUUUCCUCUCCGACUCUCCUAUCCAAACCCUUUCCCCUCUUUACAUACCAGCCUCCCUCCUUCCUUCCUCGAGCCUUCCAUUGCCCAGGCCGACCUAAAGCCGCCCAUUCCGCCGUCCCCCAUGCUCUAGAGGCACGAGUGCGCGGAAGCCCACGCCUCCACCGGCGGCCGCCCCUCAGGGACCCUCUGAGGAUGACUACCCCUUCGAGGAAGAGGUUGAUGAGGGACUUCAAGCGGUUGAUGCAGGACCCUCCUGCUGGCAUAAGCGGCGCCCCGCAGGAUAAUAACAUAAUGCAUUGGAAUGCUGUGAUUUUUGGGCCUGACGAUAGCCCGUGGGAUGGAGGUACGUUUAAGUUGACUCUCCAGUUUAACGAAGAAUAUCCUAAUAAGCCACCAACUGUUCGGUUUAUUUCUCGGAUGUUUCAUCCCAACAUUUAUGCUGAUGGAAGCAUAUGCUUAGAUAUCCUACAGAAUCAGUGGAGCCCGAUAUAUGAUGUAGCUGCUAUACUUACGUCCAUCCAGUCUCUGCUGUGUGACCCAAACCCGAAUUCGCCUGCUAACUCAGAAGCUGCCCGCAUGUUCAGCGAGAACAAGCGAGACUACAACCGCAAAGUUCGGGAGGUUGUCGAGCAGAGCUGGACGGCAGACUAGUGCACUGAGCUCACCUUGGCUGCGCCCACACGUGGUUUCCGCACCCAAAUGCUUUGUAACUAAAAUGGCUGAAUCCUGCAGUUAUUGUGGCUCUCUCCACCGCACAUCUCCGCCUGAAACAGCAACUUGCUAUGUUGCUUAAUGGAGAUUUCUUUGUCUUGCCUCAUAUAAACCCUAUGCUUUUACUGGUUGGUCUGGACUGGAACACAAACAUAUUGUAACAUCUUGUGCAAGUUGUAUUGCUGUAUGGCGUCGCAUUGACUCUGAAUCAGGGGCGCAAGUAUCUUCGGUCGUAUUAGCUGUUUGAACUACUCAUUCUCAA